CGGAGUUUGGGGGAUCUCCUUAAAUGCCUCCUGAUCAGCUGUUAGUUCAGUAGUGACAGCCUURGAGYAGUUGURAGYAGUGGAUCCUAGAGAGUCAGUCAGUAGGUCAGUGUGUCCGGGUAGGUCUAAGUGGUGAGGAGUGGGACAUUGUCGUGCACCUAACACCACGAUGGACGACUAUCCGAUGUAUGGGUUGCUUGUUGGGUUCUCCCUUUGGGGGAGCCUCUGGCGUCUCCUCUUUCCUCUGGGGUUCUGGCACGCGAUGACGUGUAGAGUAGACACCCGGGGUGGUACUUCCACCAAGCCAUAUUUGAAGGAGGAGGAGGAGGAGAAGAUGGCCGCCAUUCUGAGGGAAAGAAAGGAGAAGAGAGAGGCCAAGAAGAAGGCCCUACAUGAGGAGCAGGCGGCCAAGUUGAGAAAGAUCGAGGAAGAGAUGGCCAGAGAGAAGGAGAGAAUCAUGAAGGAAGAGGAGGCGAAGUUGAAAGAGGUGGAUGAGGAAGAGGAGGAAGGACCGCCAUUGCAAAGGAGGAGUGGACAGCACAGUAGCAGCAAGGACGAAGAGAUGGAGAAACGGAUUUCGGAGUGGGUCGCCAACUUAUCCUUGGGUGAAGAGGAAGAGGUUGCUAUGUACAUCCCCAAGGAUGAGCAAGAAGCCGCUAUGAAAAAAUGGGAAGCAGAAGAAGAUGUUCUGACGCGGCGGGCGAUGGAAGAUGAACAGAGGAUGGCGUGGAAGCUCGGAAUGAUGAGGGAGAAGAAGAGAAGAGUGGAGGCGGCGAAUGCAGCAAUAGAGGAAUUGGAGGAGGUGCAGAAACUGAGGUUACAAUUGACACCCCAGGUGAGUCUGAUAAGGGAGGCUGCAGGAGUCUUGGCGAGGAUGGUUCAUGGCAUCAGACUGCUCAGGCUGGCGAAGCUACAAGCCAUGACACGAGUCUUGGGUGCUUUGCGGACGAUAGACGAGGACGACAAGCAGUCCUCAAUCGUUGCACAGAAGAAAAUUGAAGAGUACGAUGUUCUCCGUUCACAGGUCGUUGACAUCAUGCGGGAGACUGAUAUGAGCAGGCAAGCUGCGGAAAUGUCGACCUACAUGAGGCCAUCUUCAAUAGUGGUGGCGCUGUGGCUUGCCUUUUUCAUGAUAGCUUCGGGGAAGAUUGUUCCUGGCGUGAACAUAGAUGAGUGUUUGUUUGAGCUUCGAAAAAGUCAGCAAUCGGAAAAGAUUGUAGACACUCCGUAUCUGCUUGAAGCAUGGAACAUCAUCCGUAACUUCAUAAUUGGCAGAGGAAAUCUGGCCAGGAUAUUAAAAGUGAACGUUCCCACACGAAAAAGCAAGGUUGCGGCGAAACGCAAAGCUGGCGUGCCCGUUGUGCUGAUGGAGAAUACAGACCUGGACAGAGGCAAAAAGGGGUCAAGCUUCGACACCGUCUUCAAGUGGGCGGGAGCUGUCCUGUGUGAAAUCAUGCAGAGUGAAGCCUUCAGUGUGGCUCGUGUCUGUGGCAUCCUGUACACAUGGGUCCGCCUCUGCCAUGACAUUUGGCUAAUCAAGCGGAGGCUUCGUUUGAGAGCAUCGGAAGCUGCAGAACGGCAAAAGCAUUAUCAAAGCGUGCUUCAGGCUGAAAUUGAGGGUGCAUAUGCAAUGGGGGUCGCACACGACGGCAUCCCUGAGCACAGGGUGGCGUUUGCCUCCUCCCAGGACUCGUCAUCGGUGGGAUCAGAGUCACCUGGGUUCGUUCCAUCGGCUCCCGGCUUUGCAACACCUGCAAGCCUGCGAAAGAGUAUGCUUCGAGCAUUGGCGCAGCGUAGCUUUGGCAAGAAAGUGGGGGAGGAUUCACCAACGCGCAGGGCCAUGCACCUGGGUCCAGAGGAGGAGCAGGCUGAACAAAAGGCAGGCAGAGCACGGCGAGGUACCUCAAGAGAGGGGCAAAAUGAGCUGUCAGUAUCACUCCCUGAGUCAGUGGAUAAGGCUUUUCUCAAGCGAAAGGCCACCUCACUGUCGUUUAUGAGCCAGGACAAGGAGUUCAUUGACAGCCUUCAGUAUAGAUUGGGUAUAUCACCACGCGGUAAGCAGGGUCUAAAGAGGCAGGAGUAGUACUCAUCAUCAUCAUCAUCAUCAUCAUCAUCAUCAUCAUCAUCAUCAUCAUCAUCAUCAUCAUCAUCGUCGUCGUCGUCGUCAUCAUGAGGUCAACGGUUAUCAAGAGGAAGGAGGAGUUCUUAUGGCUGGAAGUUACACCAUAAAGUGCAUUGGCAGCUGAGCUUAGCGGUGUUGAUGAGAUACCAGUGUGAUCAAUGCUGUCAUCGGAGCUUAGUGGUGUUGAUGAGAUACCAGUAUGAUCAUCUUUUUCUUUGUCGUCGCUACCUCCAUCAUCAUCGUUACCAUCGACAUUAUUGCCUGGAAUUGCAUCUGCAGCAGGUGGAGUAUUGUACAUGAUGCAUGCUAACUGUCAAACCACUGUGUUUGAUCUUGAGAUGAAUCUUGCCAGUUCUUCAACAUAAUCACCAAUGUGCAAGGAAAUGGCCUAAUAUGUCAGAGUGCAGGCUUAUGUCUUAAGAAGAGUGCCCUGGUGAGCAGGUGAGGGUCCAAGGAAACAGUUUAAGACAGUUCCCCCUUCUGUCUUUUUGUUUGUCUUUUCUUCCUUUCCACUAACAGGUCACUGAGCAGUUUUCUGGCCCGUUAGAGACUUUGUGCCUUUAGGAACGAGGGUAUCCUGGCUGCUGUGGGUGGCGUGAACCAACCAUCUGUGGAGUCUUGCAUCUGAUGUGCAAAGGUAAUUUGUCCACUUUGAUUUGAGUCAAGGCAGGUUAUUAUUAUGGCAUAAAGCAUUGGUAGGGGGUUCUACAGACUGUCGAGGGUUCAGAUUUGUUAUGAAUGGACGGAUGCCCGGCAAAACAGUCUUGCAUAAUUCCUGGUUUUUCGUCCUUUUCUCCGUUUUCAUCACUGGUCCACUGGGGAUGGCUCUUUUUUGCGACAGUAUAUAUGCAUAUGGUUUUGCAAGCUCCCUGCCAAGGGCUUAACGUGGCAGGUCUCGACUCACAGUCAUGCCAUGGGUCUAUGUUUUGGCUAUUCGUUUGGAGUGUAUUUUCUGGCUGUAUUCCUUCUUUGUUCUCUUGGGGGCUUUCCUUGCUGCUGAUGUACAUCACUUUCAUUCUGGGUCAGUUCGUGUUGGCCGGGGCCCGGUGGUAGAUCACUUCCAUAAAGUUCCAUUCUUUCUUUUCUUUUCUUUCUUUCUUUUUUUUUUUUGACACCAGCCCCUUCUACUCUGAGUCUCUACUUCUGCUUGAGAUCACUUCCAUUCUGGGUCACAGAAAAUGAUGUUGUUGUUGCUGCAGGCAUCCAUGAGGGGCUCGGCAGACUGGCGAGGGUUCAGCCUCCUGAUGAGUGUAAGAGUGAGGAAACAGUCCAUCGCAAGCCCGGUUCUUUGUCCUGUUCUCCAUUUCUGUCAGUGGUUCACUGGUGGUUCUUCGGGGCAUUAUAGUAUGAUUAUACAUACUAGAUUACCUGUUGCACCUCGCCCCGCAAAAACAAAAGAAAUUUUGCAAA
This is a messenger RNA of Chara braunii, 3532 nucleotides long. NCBI's taxonomy places the organism in Eukaryota, Viridiplantae, Streptophyta, Charophyceae, Charales, Characeae. The record is from the annotation of a GenBank genome assembly.